AUGCCUAAAGCAGCUACUCUUACCCGUCCCACAUCCCCUGAGUCGGCAAAAAAUACACCAUAUGAAACUUCACAAAAUCAAAAUAAAGCCGAAAAUUCGUUCCGUCUUUCACCAAAUUUCGGAAAAAAUCAACAUUUACCUAUUGAUGAUGAAUUUAAAGAAAGUUUAAGGAAAAUAUUAUUUAAUUUCAAUGCACCUAUAAGAUAUUCUUUUGCAUAUGGUAGUGGUGUAUUUCCACAAAAAGGUUACGAAUUAGAGCCCAAACCGAUGGUGGAUUUUAUUUUUGCCGUUAGUCAUUCUCAACAUUGGCAUUCUUUAAAUUUAAAUAAGCAUAGAAAUCAUUAUUCUUUCAUGGGAACACUUGGUAGCCGAGCUGUAUCAAUUUUGCAAAAUGAUUUUGGAGCCGGCAUUUAUUUUAAUCCACAGGUGAAAAUGAAUGGAAUGGUAUGUGACUUUCGUAAAUAUGUUGGAGAGAAUCCACAUAAAAUAAAAAAUAUAGUUUCAAGACAGGCAGAUACUUUUAAGAUAUUAUAUGGAGCAUUGAUUCAAGGGUUUUCAAAUGUUGCAUUUGUAGGCAACAGCAAACUUCAGCAAGACGAUAAUCCCAAGGCUCGUGCUCAUUUGUUGGAAAAGUUACCAAGAGCAUUGAGAAAUAAAAUCCGAGAACAAUACGGAUUGCAUUUGGUUAGAAAAGGACAAACUUUACCAUCAG
Molecule: messenger RNA, 712 nt
Organism: Racocetra fulgida
Lineage: Eukaryota; Fungi; Glomeromycota; Glomeromycetes; Diversisporales; Gigasporaceae
Source: the annotation of a GenBank genome assembly